This is a messenger RNA of Moesziomyces antarcticus, 969 nucleotides long. RefSeq lists its product as uncharacterized. The coding region runs from base 1 to 969 and encodes 322 amino acids. The transcript has a single exon. The record is from RefSeq and is a predicted model, not a curated record. NCBI's taxonomy places the organism in Eukaryota, Fungi, Basidiomycota, Ustilaginomycetes, Ustilaginales, Ustilaginaceae.
AUGACUCGCACUUCCUCUCCCGCAACUUCUACCCCAGGAGAUCCCAAAACUACGGAGAAUACUCCCACUCAGUCUCUUGGCGACACUCCCGUCUACACCGCCACCCACGAGUGGCCUCCGAUAGCCGCACGCCUCGAACCCCUCAACGACGAUGGCGAUCCUCGUCCAGCUGUCGCCCGCCACCCCCUCCUAUCCUUCGCUGAAUUACCUCCGCAUCAGGCUCGUAUUCUCAACUACGAUGCGCGCGUUGCACCUGGUGUGGUGCGCUACGGACUUCCUCCUCGCAUCAAGCUUCCGGAUGCCACGCGCAUCCAGGACAUGGUUCAGAUCCACAGCCAAAUCUGCGAGGCCCACCCUGAGCUCGAGAUUGGUUCCAUAACCUUCAAGAAGAGCCGCCCGAGGAUCGUGGACAUCCAUUGGCCUUCUUCGCAGCCGUACAACACUGAGACACCUAUAUGGCUAAGCGGCGAGAGACUGAUUUUCAUUGCAGCUGCAGGCCGUGUCAAAGAGACAUGGAUCACCAUCGUCAUCCGCGAUAUUGAGGACGCGUCGUUUGACGCUGUAUGCCGAGGUCUCAGAGACUUUCUCUCCCCCCACGAGAUUCUUGACUAUUGGCGAGGCGUUCUGAACUACACCGACCGCAACGGCAACCCCGUUCGGUUUCCCAACGGCGAGCUCUACAUCCUCGUUGAGCUGGACAUGAAGGGGAGCACAGAUCGAGGCCUCCUCUACCCGAAUGACGUCGCCUCUUCUCUCCCUGGCUUUUUCGUCCUCGGAGAGAACAAGUACAAACUCAACUAUGCCGCUCGCCUCGACCACUGCACCUUCUGCCAGUCGACCACGUUCUUUGAGCACCAUCGCUUGGCCGACUGCACGCUUCGCCUCUGCAGCUUCUGCCAAGAUCCCGGGCACCCUCUUCGUUCGUGCCCAGCCGCCAAGAGGGCCGAAGCUGAUCAAGCCCAAGUCUAA